Molecule: messenger RNA, 1962 nt
Organism: Rhinichthys klamathensis goyatoka
Lineage: Eukaryota; Metazoa; Chordata; Actinopteri; Cypriniformes; Leuciscidae
Gene: ddx52
Product: DEAD (Asp-Glu-Ala-Asp) box polypeptide 52
Exons: 15
Coding region: 29-1885 (618 amino acids)
Biological process (GO): maturation of SSU-rRNA
Cellular component (GO): 90S preribosome
Molecular function (GO): ATP binding; nucleic acid binding; RNA helicase activity
Source: RefSeq, a predicted model, not a curated record
UCGAUUAUUCACGUCUAACACUGUAUCAAUGGACGCCGUCGACUUGUUUAGAAAGCUUGGGUCUGGAGCAAAGUUUGAUCUGAAAAGGUUUGCUAAAGAUGCAGAGAGGUUUAAGGUAGUGAAGUCUCAGAGCAAGUACAGCUCACAACAGCUGGCUGAAACCAGCUUUUUUGGCACAGAGACACAAGAGAACGCUUCUCUGGAGUCCAGACUUAGUGAAGAUGAUGGUGAAGAAGGGAAAGAAGGGAGUGAUGAAGAGCAGGCCUCUGGUAAACGGAAACGUACUGAAGUGGAUGAGCCAGUGAAGGCUGCACGGAAGAAAAAGAAAGGAGCUAAGAGAAAAUCUGAAGACACAGAACCUGAAAAGAGUGCGGAAGAGGGGAUCCAGUGGAUGUCAUCGCAAGACACUGCGAAAGACACCAAGAAAGAGUCUAAAGACAAGCUCUCUUUGAAAAGACUAAAGCAGCUUCAUCAGGAGAAGGUGAAUCGGGUACGUAACCAGAACCGGAUUAACGUGCACGGGACAGACAUUCCAGAUCCCGUUUCCACUUUUGAGGAGCUGCAGAAGGAGUAUGAUCUGGACCCACGAGUCAUUCAAAACAUCAAGACAGCGGGUUUCCAAACCCCCACACCCAUUCAGAUGCAGGCCAUUCCCCUCAUGAUGCAUAAAAGGGAGAUCCUGGCAUGUGCUCCUACUGGCUCUGGUAAGACUAUGGCCUUCUGUCUGCCCCUGCUGGCCCACCUUCGCCAGCCCCUCAACAAGGGUUUCAGAGCCCUCAUCAUCUCCCCCACCAGAGAGCUGGCCACUCAGACUCACAGAGAGUUGCUCAAACUGUCAGAAGGAGUGGGCUUCAGAGUUCACAUGAUCAAUAAAGGAGUUGAUGCUGUAAAAAAAUAUGGGCCCAAGUCAGCUAAGAAAUUUGACAUAUUGGUGACGACCCCUAACAGAUUGAUAUAUUUAUUAAAUCAAGACCCUCCUGCGAUCAACUUAAGUUGUGUGGAGUGGCUGGUGGUGGAUGAGUCUGAUAAGCUCUUUGAGGAUGGGAAGAGGGGUUUCAGAGAGCAGCUUGCCACCAUCUUCUUGGCCUGCUCUUCUCCCAAAAUAUGCCGGGUUCUCUUCAGCGCAACCUUUGCCACAGACGUAGAGAAAUGGUGCAAACUCAACCUAGACAACCUCGUGUCUGUCAACAUUGGACCCAGAAACUCUGCAGUUGAUACUGUGGAGCAGCAGCUGCUGUUUGUGGGUUCAGAAAAUGGAAAGCUACUUGCCAUGAGAAACCUUAUAAAGCAGGGUUUUUUGCCGCCAGUGUUGAUCUUUGUUCAGUCUAUUGACCGUGCCCGAGAGCUCUUCCAUGAGCUGGUGUACGAGGGGAUAAACGUGGACGUGAUCCAUGCGGAUCGUACACAACAGCAGAGGGACAAUGUUGUGAGCAGUUUCCGUUCGGGGAAGAUCUGGGUGCUGAUCUGCACGGCUCUGCUGGCUCGUGGAAUCGACUUCAAGGGCAUCAACCUGGUUGUCAACUACGACUUUCCUACCACUGCUGUGGACUACAUCCACCGGAUCGGGCGAACAGGAAGAGCUGGACACAAAGGAAAGGCAAUAACUUUCUUCACAGAGGAUGACAAGCCUCUCCUUCGCAGCAUUGCUACUGUCAUAAAGAAGGCUGGAUGUCCUGUCCCUGACUACAUGAUCGGGUUGAAGAAAAUCAAACGCAAAUUGAAACGUCAGCUCGUGACAAAACCACCCAGACGGUCAACUAUUCGCACAACGCCUCGCAUGCUCUUUGAGAAAAAGAUCGGCAAGGGAAAAAGGAAAAAAAGAAAAGCUGCAGACAAAGAAGCUGAAGCAAAAGGCGAACCAUCAGAAGUUGUUUCUAACAGCUGAUGUGGCACACCGUACAGACUGCUCAUUUUUUUCUAUCCAUCUUAUUGUCUUUAAUAAAAUGAAUGCUUACCAGUGUG